CGCCACCGCUGUGACUGAACGGCUGGAGAGAGAGCGAGAGAGGGAGGGAGGAAGAGAGCCAGAGAGCGGCAAGAGCGGGGAAUAACAGCCCGGGGACAGGGGGUGGAUUGCCGCAGACGGAGGGGGAAGAGAAGAAAGUCGGGUGAAUCAAUGACCUUUUGAAGCGCUCUUCCUCUGGGUGUCCCGGUGUAGACACAGACCGGAGAGACGCACAUUUUGGUGCAUUUUUUUGAAAGACGUUGCGCUUUGAAAUUCAUCGACUGGACUGGACAAGUGUGGACACCCGGCAGCUAAGGAGGAAGUGGGAACCCCGGGCUUUGACUGGGCCUGAUUUAUAGCGUAAAAACUGCCGAACCCUUCUCUAAAGGGGGUUUCGAGGAGAUCAAAUGGUUUGAAUGUGGAUUUUGGAGGAAGUUUUAAACAAGGGGAUGUCAUUUUUUUCCUCUACAUUGGAGAGCAGUGGAUCAUGAAAGUAUAUCCCCACCCAGUUCAGCGAGGGCUCCACUCAAACUGCUCCCUCUGAAAGCUCACCCUCUCAGGUCACAUCAUUUUUCAAAUGCAGCUAAUUGUAGCCGGUCUGUUCUCAAAGUGAACCAAAUCCUUUAGAAUUGGACACUUGUACGAGCCCACUUCUGCCAUCACGUGGAAGGCUUUCACUGUAACUUCCCUCUCCUGUUAACUUUCCCUCUCAUUAGAGAAGCCUUAAUUUCUUCCCAUCAAAGUAUUUAUGCACAGAAAACACAAUGGGGAAAAUGCUGUCAAAGAUCUUUGGCAACAAGGAGAUGAGGAUAUUGAUGCUUGGACUUGAUGCUGCUGGGAAAACAACCAUCCUGUACAAGCUGAAGCUGGGACAGUCUGUCACCACCAUCCCCACUGUGGGAUUCAACGUGGAGACGGUCACCUAUAAGAAUGUGAAGUUCAACGUGUGGGAUGUGGGCGGCCAGGACAAGAUCAGGCCGCUCUGGAGACAUUACUACACAGGCACCCAGGGUCUCAUUUUCGUGGUGGACUGCGCCGACAGGGACAGGAUCGACGAGGCCAGGCAGGAGCUCCACCGGAUCAUCAACGACCGGGAGAUGAACGACACCAUCAUCCUCAUCUUCGCCAACAAGCAGGACCUCCCAGACGCCAUGAAGCCCCACGAGAUCCAGGAGAAGCUGGGCCUGACUCGGAUCAGGGAUAGGAAUUGGUACGUUCAGCCUUCGUGUGCGACAACAGGGGAUGGACUAUGCGAAGGCCUUACCUGGCUUACCUCAAAUUACAAAUAUUAAAGGUUCCUCUCACCAGCAUGGACAUUUGAUGGGAAAAAGUAGCUGAGAAUGACAACAAGAGUUGAAAAUGCAAUCUGAAGCAAUUAAUACCAUGACCUCUCUGCUGAGUAUCAAAGAGAGUGUCGAUUAUUGUUUAUUUUUUCCUUUUGAUAAUGAUGAUUUCACUAUAACCGCAGAUUUCAUUUAAACAAAGGACUAUUGUUUUUGCUGGCUUUCUUUUUCUAUUUGCUUUAGAUCACAUUCUGUAUAACCCUUAAAUACAGUAAGCUUAAUUUUGGUGACAUUUCCUUUACUUUCCUUGUUUUAUUUUGUAUCAUUUCCUCGAAAGGGACAUGUGGACACACUUCAUUCAGUAUUCUCCCAACCCAGCUACAUACCCAAAGGAUGGAGAAGUCCAGAAAAACCAUCAGCAUAUCACUUUUGUGACUUAAACUGCCUCUGUACUUUGUCCGAAUGUGUAUUCUGGAUGGACCUUGAUAAAUAAUUGUUUUUGAUUGUACUGGAGUGAAUGAGGAAACAUGUCAGUGCUUACUCCCUGUGCCGUGAUUACAUCCAUCAUGUCUGCUGUGGCGGUUUGUUAAAAGACACUAUGUGGACGCUGGAUAUUCACACUGUGAUAUGGAUAUAUACUUUUGUUGUUUCAGGGUCUUGAUCUGUUACCACCAGUCUUAUUCUCGCCUUUUUUGUCCUAUCUGAGCUUCCAUAACUUGAGUAUUUCUAGUUUCUGCUGCCUUAAAGGAGGCUACAGGUGCCCAGAAGUUAAGACAGCUACUACAGCUGAAGCUUUGCUCCACUGCUGAGUUUGCACUUUGGAGGGAAAAGAGGGGGUGGGGUCACCAGCGAGCUGUGUACGCACAUUUUGACUGACUUUUGGACCCCAGCAAAUGUUUAAAAAAUCCCCAACCCCCCUCCAACUCCAAUGUAGGUGCUUCGUCCUUUCUCUUUCUUUAACCUAAAUCAUCUUCAGGUUCUUACACUCACCAGCUUUCUGUUAAUAGAUCUGCUCUUUAAUUGUUGUUCCUUUUUUGCUAUGCUGAUGAAAUAAUAAAAAAUAUAUCCAGA
Molecule: messenger RNA, 2333 nt
Organism: Cheilinus undulatus (humphead wrasse)
Lineage: Eukaryota; Metazoa; Chordata; Actinopteri; Labriformes; Labridae
Gene: arf6a
Product: ADP-ribosylation factor 6a
Exons: 2
Coding region: 744-1271 (175 amino acids)
Biological process (GO): intracellular protein transport; vesicle-mediated transport
Cellular component (GO): cytoplasm
Molecular function (GO): GTP binding; GTPase activity
Source: RefSeq, a predicted model, not a curated record